AUGGCUGGCGACUUUUUCACUAUGUUGAUGGCUCUAUUACUCCUCCCUCACGUUUUCUUCCCAAUUCUACCACACCCAACCCCGAAUAUAUCACUUGGAAAAACUACUGCUCGAGAGGUCUGGACCGCUGUUGAAAACUUGUUCAACUCUCAAUCUCAUGCUCGUGUUAUUCAACUUCGCUACCAACUAGCCACCAUCUCAAAAGGAUCCAGCUCCAUUUCUGAUUACUAUCGCAAGCUCAAGCAUCUAUCUGACAUAAUGAGUGCUGCUGGCACUCCUCUAACCUCUAAAGAAUUUAUUUCCUAUUUGCUUGCAGGUCUCAGCAAUAAUUAUGAUGCUCUCGUCACGUCUAUCACCACUCGUCUAGAACCGUUGUCUCCUGAAACCCUCUACAACCUUCUGCUCACCCAUGAAUGUCGGCUUGUCCACUCCCAUCAUCUUCCUGCCACAACAAAUCUUUCUGCAAACCUCACCACUACCGCUCCCUCUCGUGGUCGCGGUGGUUAUCACAGUCACAACCAUGGUUCUCAUCAUGGUCAUGGUUUUGGAUGCACUCAAUCCUUCAAUCCUCCCCUUCUACCUAACACAUCAACCACACCUUCCUACUCCCCUCUCCCUCAUUCCUGA
Molecule: messenger RNA, 627 nt
Organism: Carya illinoinensis
Lineage: Eukaryota; Viridiplantae; Streptophyta; Magnoliopsida; Fagales; Juglandaceae
Exons: 2
Coding region: 1-627 (208 amino acids)
Source: RefSeq, a predicted model, not a curated record